AUGGGAAUCAACAUUUACGACCACAGUCACACUCCAAAACAAUUACACUCACACUCUCUCAGAAUUCAUGAUGGAUAUUCACACAACAUUGCUGAACUCGCAUCCAUCCUUACUUCUAUUCAUCUUCUACCGAACCGCUCCAAAACAACAAUCCAUACAGACAGUCAAGUUGCAAUCCAAGCUCUCAAAAAGAACUAUCGAGGACGAUUCCUCUUCUAUCGAGAAUUUCAGAAAAUUAUUAGAGCUAGAAGUCUUCAAAUUUCUCUAAAGAAAGUAAAGGGACAUAAGGACCCUGAGAAUAUUAAGGUCGACGCUCUAGCCAGACAAAGUCUCUCACAACCCACAAUUUUCGACAUCAGACAACUCUUUGGUAAACAACGACUUCUUACCAAAACAGAUAUCAUCAUUUUCAAUCAAAGAGAAAUGACACGGACCUUUCACCACAAGGAAAUGACAACAAAAUUAGAUGACAAUCCCAACCUCAUUGAUCAUGUUCAUCGAAAAUCCCUCAAUAUUAGAUUCUUGAAAGCGAAAAUCUCACCAAAUUACAAGUAUGCAGUCUGGAGAAAUAUUACCGACUCUCAUAUUAGACACUUCACAGGCUCCUAUUGCCCAGACUGUGAAGUCGAGUCCAAUCUCCACCACUACAUACAUGAAUGUCAGAAGCUUGACCCUGCGAGAUACUUCUGUGAAAUGAAGAUCUCUUCUUUGAUUUCCCAACCAUGUACAAUCACAGAUUCGAAUUCGUGGUUUAAUCCACAUCGUCCAUUUUCUACGUCCAUCACUCCGGUUUCCUACCUCCAGAUAGUGAUGCGAUAA
This is a messenger RNA of Naegleria fowleri, 819 nucleotides long. RefSeq lists its product as uncharacterized. The coding region runs from base 1 to 819 and encodes 272 amino acids. The transcript has a single exon. NCBI's taxonomy places the organism in Eukaryota, Heterolobosea, Eutetramitea, Acrasida, Naegleriidae. The record is from RefSeq and is a predicted model, not a curated record. Gene Ontology annotation, molecular function: RNA-DNA hybrid ribonuclease activity; nucleic acid binding.